AUGCCAACCCUUCUCUUCAAGCUUGACAUCAAGAAAGCCUUCGACUCGGUUAGAUGGGACUACACGAUGGACUUGCUCCAACACUUGGGAUUCCCAAGUAACUUUAGAAAUUGGAUUUUGGCUCUCCUCACCACCUCCUCCUCAGGAGUGCUCCUCAAUGACAUCCACGUAGAUCCGAUCAAGCAUGCCGGCCUCCACCAACCGCUCGCCCGCAGCUGCGCCGCCGCACCAGCCCGCCGCAGCAGGCCCGCCCCGCCGCGCACCGCCGCGUGCCCCAACACGCCGGCCUCGCCCCGCCAUGCGCUGCUCAAUGCUGCGCUGCCACGAGCUCGCCCGGCCCCAUCCCGGGCCGCCCCGCGACCACCGCGCCCCGCCCUGCUCCGCCUUGCUCCGUCCAGCCACGCCCGCGACCGCCCCGGCCUGCCCCGUCCCACGCCGGCCUGCCCCGCCCUGCUCCGCCCAGCCCCGCCCGCGCCCUGCCUCGCCUCGGCCUUCCCCUGCCCCGCCCCAGCCAGCCCCGGCCCUGCUCCACCCCGUCUCGCGCCGCCCUACGCCGUCAGGAGCUCGCCGGAAUUUGGUAGGAUUCCGGCGACUGUACCAACAGAAGCAGUUAGCUCAAGCUGA
This is a messenger RNA of Lolium perenne, 624 nucleotides long. Lineage: Eukaryota; Viridiplantae; Streptophyta; Magnoliopsida; Poales; Poaceae. The record is from RefSeq and is a predicted model, not a curated record.